Tetrahymena thermophila SB210 is the source of this 387-nucleotide messenger RNA. Its product is annotated as transmembrane protein, putative. The record is from RefSeq and is a predicted model, not a curated record. Lineage: Eukaryota; Ciliophora; Oligohymenophorea; Hymenostomatida; Tetrahymenidae. The transcript is spliced from 2 exons.
AUGAAAUAUUCUAAGACUACCCUUAGACUAAAGAACUUCAGGAUGAAUAUAAUAGCAAUUACAUUAAUCUAUUUGACUCGUUCUCUCAUAUUUACAACAAAAAUGAGUUUUAAGGAAAAAUUUAAUACAGCCGAUUGGAUGAAAAAUAAAAAACUAAGAAUCAACCAAUAAUUAUGCCUGAAUUAAAAUUACAGCCAUCUAUUUCAACCAAAAAUUCUAUUGAAAGCUAAAAUAACAUCAUACUACCGAUAGAUGAAAUUGAAGAUAAAGAAUAAAAUGGUUAAAGCCUAAGUUCAUAAAACUCCCCCAAAGCUUCUAAAUUAUCAAUUAAGAGAUCUUCAAGCUUGCAAAACUCAUUUUUCAAGAGCAAAUUUAGCACUAUUUUGA